AACGCCUCCUGGCUGCAACAGGCCAGGCGCAAUGCUCUCAAUAGUAGCUAGCUAGCUACCAUUCAUCGAUAGGCAGAACCAGGUCAGUCCAGUCUGUCCUUCGCCAAACUGGAUCGUUUUCCAAACAAAACGUAAUUAUACUGUGAGAAAGACGUAGGUUUUAAGUUUGACGGGUUUUUUUUUUUUUGUAUUUCAAUAUUAGUCAGAUAACGGGAGGCAAGUGAGUUAGCUUAGCCUGCUGAAAAGUACCUGGCUUGUACGUCGCUACAUACCUUAGCACGCUAGUGGUUACUCUGUGUAACCAAACCUGCCGCCAAAUAUUCCUCGAACAUUAUUGGGACAUUGAAAAGUAACGUUACGGAACCAGAGCUGCAGAAUGGCGAGGCCUUCGAGGAAUAAGAGGGUAGUGGAUUAUGCCCAGUUUCAAGAGUCUGAUGAUGCUGAUGAGGAAUAUGAAGGAGAUUCCGACAGACCCAAGAAGGCAAUGAAACAGAGUGAUGAGUCUCGAAUUAAAGACCAUAAGAAGGACCUUAGCGAUGAUGAUAAUGACUAUGGUGAGGAGGAAGAAGAUGACGACGGUGGAGACAGUGACUACGAGACUAAAAAGAUUAGCAAGGGAAGGCAGGCGACCGCUAAAAGGAAAAGAGCUGCAGAUGACAGUGAUGAUGAUGAGAAGGUUGUGAGGAAGAAGGGCCGGCAGGUGCGUCAGGCUGCUAGUAAAGCAGCCUCCAAACAGAGGGAGAUUCUUCUUGGGGAUGGAGGCAGUGAAGAAGAGGAGGGGGAGGAAGAAGAAGAGGAAGAUGACAGUGAUGUUUAUACAGGAGAGGAUUCAGGCAGCGAUGAAGAUUUUAUGGUGGAAGACGAUGACGAUGACAGCGAUUAUGGGCGGCCCAAGAGGAGGAACUCAAAAGUCAGCAGGAGGAGCAAAGACAAGAAGUCCCCAAAAUCCAGAAUAAGAACUUCAGUGAGCAGGGGGACAAAAAAGAAGAGAGGAAAGCGUCAGACCAAGGCAAAGAGGGUCGUAUCCAAAAAAGUCAUCCCUAAAGACGAGGACGAAGACAUCGAGAGCCCCAGGGAGGGAGAAGAGGAGGAGGAAGAGGAGAAGGAUGGGCAGGACAAGAAGAAAGGCGAGAAGAAAAAAUCACCCCCAGUCGAGAAGGCUGAAGAGAGCGCCGGAGAAGGGGAAGACAACGAUGGCGAGGAGAAAGAGGGGCGAGAGAGUGAGAAGGAGAAAGAGGAAAAGGACGAUGCCUCUGAGGAGGAUGCUCCAUCAGGUGAAGACUGAUUGUCUUCUUUCUGAUGGCAGAAAAUUGUUUUACCCGUUUUUGUCUUUUCUUAUUGUGGAACAGUGGAGUUUACUUUCCACACUGUUCCAGGUGUUUUGGAUGUUUGUUUAUUUCUUUCAUCCUGUAAAUACAAUAUUUCAGAUGAACUCUGUGAAGUAUCAUCCACACUAUUUGCAAACAGUAUCACUGAAGUACACGCACCACUUUCUCUAUAUCCAGCUUAUGGUAAUCUGUAUUAAUAUUGAGCAUUGCUUGAUGGCCUUUUUGCUAAUUUAAUCCUUAUUCAGUUACAAAUUAGAGAGUGGUGGAACAUUUCUCGCACAGUCAAGAUCGUGGUCACUGAUGAACAUUUUAUGAACAGAUUUCUUUUGUUAAAGCUCCAACAUUGAACCCUCUCAGAAAACACAAUUGCAGAUUUAAAUAUAGAAUAUUAGAUCAAUGAUUUGCGCUAAUGCUGGGAAUGUAGCUCCAUGAAUUAAUGCCAUUACCUCCUGAAGCAAAAUACAAGAUUAGACAUAGUGCCGUGAAAUAGCUGGUUUUUGAGGGGAAACAUUACACUAGUUCACCACAUAAGCAAAGCUUAUGAUCUCACUCUUUUUUAUUUUAAAUGCUUUUUGUAGCUAUGGGAAGGUUUGUUUUAUUGUUCAGUAACUGUGUAAGGCUUCUUGUCAUCGAGCUGCUCUGUGGAUUUGUAGCGCACCAAUUUAGCCACAAUAUUUGUUCAGUUCCAUUAUAUUACACAGAUAAGGAACGUUUUGUCGUCUUUAACCGCAGACCACCACUUUCUCUGCCAUCAAUUCUUAAUUCAGGCUUUACUCAGCAAACUGUAUGUAAACAUCAAUCCUGUUUUGUUUUUGUUUUUUUUUUGUCCCACCAUGCCCCAGUGUUACUAAUUCAUUUUUUUGAAAUGUAAAGACAUGAAAUUGGAUCUUCCAGAUAGAACCGUAUUUUGAACUUCGAAGCCAAUUUCAAAUCAGUUUUGCAAAAAGCUUAUAUGCUGGAAAAGAACGGACGCUUAUACAUCACCUUGUACAUUCUCUAACAGUUUAAAAUAUGAAAACAUUAAAAGACGUUAACGUUAUGAUGCUUUUAAAACCGUUAUGCUUUAAACAUUUUUGCGGCUUAAACGUAGUCUAUAAUUGCAUUGUAGUACUGCAGUUCACGGAGUGGCAUUACGUGUGUCGUGAGUUAUGUUUAGAUGGUGUGACAGGAAAGGUAGCGUGGAUGAUGAUGUUGGGUGUAUGAAUGUCAGAAAGACUGUCCGAAGCGAGCUAGUAACAACCUUAUUAUUGACUUUGUGAUGCUUCAUAUGUGUAUUUUUUAAGUAUUUUGAUGCUCAUAGAUGCCUUUCAGAUAAAUUAUCUGUGGAGCCAAUUGGAUGGUGAAGCAGAGUGUAAUUCAGUUCACACCAUCCUGAGCUUUCUUUUGUCUAUUUCCAUGACUUCUAUCUUUGUCCAAUUAUGUAGCCUUUCAAUCUAUGAUAAUUUAUCUAAAAUAAAACUAAAAUGAUCUGAUUUUUGGAAUAUUUGUUUUACAAGGAAAAAUAAAACGUAUCUUGCCUUUAAA
This is a messenger RNA of Neoarius graeffei (lesser salmon catfish), 2852 nucleotides long. RefSeq names its product nuclear casein kinase and cyclin-dependent kinase substrate 1b (gene nucks1b). Gene Ontology annotation, biological process: double-strand break repair via homologous recombination; interstrand cross-link repair. The record is from RefSeq and is a predicted model, not a curated record. The transcript has 8 exons. Gene Ontology annotation, molecular function: double-stranded DNA binding; single-stranded DNA binding. The coding region runs from base 377 to 1285 and encodes 302 amino acids. Lineage: Eukaryota; Metazoa; Chordata; Actinopteri; Siluriformes; Ariidae. Gene Ontology annotation, cellular component: cytoplasm.